Molecule: messenger RNA, 3391 nt
Organism: Rhea pennata
Lineage: Eukaryota; Metazoa; Chordata; Aves; Rheiformes; Rheidae
Gene: SYNGAP1
Product: synaptic Ras GTPase activating protein 1
Exons: 16
Coding region: 16-3336 (1106 amino acids)
Biological process (GO): regulation of GTPase activity; negative regulation of Ras protein signal transduction
Source: RefSeq, a predicted model, not a curated record
CAGUUCAGCAUCAGCAUGGAGGCGCCGCCCGCGCCCCCCUUCCGGCCCUCGCAAGGCUUCCUGAGCCGCCGCCUCAAGAGCUCCAUCAAGCGCACCAAGAGCCAACCCAAGCUCGACCGCACCAGCAGCUUCCGGCAGAUGCUGCCCCGCUUCCGCAGCGCCGACCACGACCGGGCCCGGCUCAUGCAGAGCUUCAAGGAGUCGCACUCGCACGAGUCGCUGCUGAGCCCCAGCAGCGCCGCCGAAGCCCUCGAGCUCAACCUGGACGAGGACUCCAUCAUCAAGGCCGUGCACAGCAGCAUCCUGGGCCAGGAGUUCUGCUUCGAGGUCACCACGGCCUCCGGCACCAAGUGCUUCGCCUGCCGCUCGGCCGCCGAGCGCGACAAGUGGAUCGAGAACCUGCAGCGGGCCGUCAAGCCCAACAAGGACAACAGCCGCCGGGUGGACAACGUGCUGAAGCUGUGGAUCAUCGAGGCGCGCGACCUGCCGCCCAAGAAGCGCUACUACUGCGAGCUGUGCCUGGACGACAUGCUCUACGCCCGCACCACCAGCAAGGCGCGCACCGACAACGUCUUCUGGGGCGAGCACUUCGAGUUCAACAACCUGCCCGCCGUGCGCACCAUCCGCCUCCACCUCUACAAGGACACCGACAAGAAGCGCAAGAAGGACAAGAGCAACUACGUGGGCAUGGUGAGCAUCCCCAUCGCCAGCGUGACGGGCCGCCACUUCGCCGAGCAGUGGUACCCGCUGAGCCAACCCAGCGGCAGCAAGAGCAAAGCCGGGUGCCCGGCGCUGCGGGUCAAGAGCCGCUUCCAGACCAUGAGCAUCCUGCCCAUGGAGCUCUACAAGGAGUUCGCCGAGUACGUCACCAACAACUACCGCAUGCUGUGCGCCGUGCUGGAGCCCGUGCUCAGCGUCAAGAGCAAGGAGGAGGUGGCCUGCGCCCUCGUGCACAUCCUGCAGAGCACCGGCAAGGCCAAGGAUUUCCUGUCGGACAUGGCCAUGACGGAGGUGGAUCGGUUCAUGGACCGGGAGCACCUGAUCUUCCGGGAAAACACGCUCGCCACGAAAGCCAUAGAGGAGUACCUGAAGCUCAUUGGCCAGAAAUACCUCAAGGACGCCAUCGGUGAGUUCAUCCGGGCGCUGUACGAGUCGGAGGAGAACUGCGAGGUCGACCCCAUGAAGUGCUCGGCCUCCACCUUGGCCGACCACCAGGCCAACCUGCGCAUGUGCUGCGAGCUCGCCCUCUGCAAGGUGGUCAACUCGCACUGCGUGUUCCCCCGCGAGCUGAAGGAGGUGUUCGCCUCGUGGCGGCUGCGGUGCGCCGAGCGGGGCCGCGAGGACAUCGCGGACCGGCUCAUCAGCGCCUCGCUCUUCCUGCGGUUCCUGUGCCCCGCCGUGAUGUCGCCCAGCCUCUUCGGCCUCAUGCAGGAGUACCCCGACGAGCAGACGGCUCGCACCCUCACCCUCAUCGCCAAGGUCAUCCAGAACCUGGCCAACUUCACCAAGUUUGGCAGCAAGGAGGAGUACAUGGCCUUCAUGAACGAGUUCCUGGAGCUGGAGUGGGCCAGCAUGCAGCAGUUCCUUUACGAGAUCUCCAACCUGGACACCCUCACCAACAGCACCAGCUUUGAGGGCUACAUCGACCUGGGCCGCGAGCUCUCCACGCUGCACGCCCUCCUCUGGGAGGUCAUGUCCCAGCUCAGCAAGGAGGCGCUGCUGAAGCUGGGCCCGCUGCCGCGGCUGCUGACGGACAUCAGCGUGGCCCUGAGGAACCCCCACGUGCAGCGGCAGCCCAGCCACCAGGGCGAGCGGCUGCAGGCCAAGCCCCUGGUGCUGCGCGGGCCCUCGGCCGACCUCCAGCCCUACGUCAUGAGGGACCUCAACAGCUCCGUCGACCUCCAGUCCUACAUGGUGCGAGGCCUCAACAGCUCGGUGGACAUGGCGCGCCUGCCCUCGCCGGCCAAGGAGAAGGCCUCCAAGGACGUGUUCUUCGUGGCGCGGCCGCCGUUGGCCCGCUCGUCGCCCGCCUACUGCACCAGCAGCUCGGACAUCACGGAGCCCGACGCCAAGAUGCUGAGCGUCAACAAGAGCGUCUCCAUGCUGGACCUGCAGGACAGCCGCAUGAACAGCGUCUCCAACCUCCAGACCGUCGGCGACCUCCUCAACUCCAGCCAGGCCUCCAUCGGCGGCGGCCUCCGUCCCAGCCGCCUCUCGCAGGGCAGCGCCUCCAGCCUGGCGCCGGGGCUGCGCCUGGGCGUCCCCGGCGAGGGGCCGCCGCUCCGCGUGCCCUUGUCCUUCCAAAACCCCCUCUUCCACCUGGCGUCGGACGGGCCGGCCCGCGCCGAGGCCAACCCCGAGGUGGUGACGCCGGCGGCGCCGCCGCCGCCGUCGUCCUUCGCCCCCUUCCACGGCUACAGCCGGAGCGAGGACCUGGCGGCCGGCGCCAAGCACAUCACCCACAGCCACAGCUACAGCGACGAGUUCGGGCGCCCCGGCGGCGAUUUCGGCAAGCGGCAGCUCUCGCUGCAGGACAACCUGCACAACGCCCUGGUGGUGCCGCCGCCGCCGCCGCCGCCGCCGCCGCAGAUCACCAUCGGGGCGGCCCCGGCUCCCCGGCCGCCUCCGGCGCCCCGCGCCAAACCCCAUCAGCUCACCGUCGGGGCGGCUGCCCCCGGCGGCGGCGGCGGCGGCGGCGGGGCCACCGUCACCACGCACAAGCCCCGGCCGGCCAGCGGCAACCUGCUGCAGUCGCCUGAGCCCACCUAUGGGCCCCCCAGGUCCCGGCAGCCCUCCCUCGCCAAGGAGGCCUCCGUCGCUGGGCUCAAGCCCACCAUCACGAAGCAGGCCUCGCAGACCCCGUCGACGCUGAACCCGGUGCUGCCGGCGGCGGAGCGCACGGUGGCCUGGGUGUCCAACAUGCCCCACCUGUCGGCCGACAUCGAGAGCUCCCACAUCGAGCGCGAGGAGUACAAGCUCAAGGAGUACUCCAAGUCCAUGGACGAGAGCCGGCUGGACCGGGUGAAGGAGUACGAGGAGGAGAUCCACUCGCUCAAGGAGCGGCUGCACAUGUCCAACCGGAAGCUGGAGGAGUACGAGCGGCGCCUGGUGUCGCAGGAGGAGCAGACGAGCCGCAUCCUGCUGCAGUACCAGCACCGCCUGGAGCAGAGUGAGAAGCGCCUGCGGCAGCAGCAGGCCGAGAAGGACUCGCAGAUCAAGAGCAUCAUCGGCAGGCUGAUGCUGGUGGAGGAGGAGCUGCGCAGGGAUCACUUGGGCGCCCACGACGCCUCCGAGGGCCGCAAGCGCCUGCUCGACGCUCAGCUGUCCGUCAGGUAGCUCGGCCCGGCCCUGCCUUUGUCACGGGACCCCUCGGCCUCCGGUGACACGCCAG